This is a messenger RNA of Amaranthus tricolor (Joseph's coat), 3105 nucleotides long. RefSeq names its product membrane protein of ER body-like protein. The record is from RefSeq and is a predicted model, not a curated record. The transcript has 25 exons. The coding region runs from base 76 to 2793 and encodes 905 amino acids. Lineage: Eukaryota; Viridiplantae; Streptophyta; Magnoliopsida; Caryophyllales; Amaranthaceae.
UUCCUACUACUAUGUAUUAUGUGUGACCAAGUAAAAUAGUACUAUUCUAUCCAUUGAUACUGUUCUUGAAAGCUAAUGGAGGUCCCAUAUGAGAGAGAGGAAGAGGAAGCAAUUGGUGUAGAAGACUUGCAACCUAGGAGAAGAUCUUCUCAUCCUCCUAACCCACCAAAUAAUAACAACACUUCAUCCAGCAGUGAAAGUAGUUUUACAAGUGAUAGUUCUUUUCAUGGGUCUGUAAUUAUGGAUAAUGAUCCUACUAUUAAUGGUAAUUCAGCUAAUAUAUUUACCAAUGGUGAAAAUCCCACAACUAUUGAGCUAGAUUUGUCUCAUGGUAGGGAAAAAGAGGCAUACUUUGAGGAGCCCAUCAGUGUAGCUCAGAAUGGAGAUAGCAAUGGAUUCACUAUUAAGCAAAAUGGAGUUGGCGUUGUUGAGUACUCUCUUCCAGAGCGCAAUGGAGGAGAUGAGGAAACAGAUAACAAGUCUAUUGCUUCUGAUUUUUUCAAGAAUCCAGAAACUGCUGUAGGUCUCCAAUAUGUGGAGAGCUUGUUGGAUGAUAGCUCUAAUGGUGUCAAUGGUGUGCUACCUAAGAUAUAUAAUGGUGAAAACAUAGCGGACAAUACUCUUAUUGUAAGUGGCCAGACUGAAAUAGUUGAAACAGGCAAUUUUGAGGAAGUUGAACCAGAAGGAGAAGAAUUUGACGUUGAACGAGUGAUAAAGGAGCAGAAAACUCAUGAUUUGUAUUGCCCUAAUUGUAAUAAGUGUAUUACAGACAGGGUUGUUUUGAAAAGAAGAAAGAGGAAACGUCAAGAUUUACCCAAGGAUGAGCCUUUAGUGGUCAAAACUGGUCGGUUGACUGCUGUGCGUCCUGAUUUAGUUGACGGAAAGCUGGAUAAUGAUCAAGUUGAAAAGCCGGAAAGGUCUCCUGAUGAACGUCUUGAAGCCAUCUCAUGCUUUUCGUGCUUCCACAUCUUCCUUCCUAAAGGAGAUGGUUUUCUAUGCUGGAGAUUCAAACCUAAACAAGAUGUUACUCUGCAUCCUGAUGAGCAAGUGGAUGAAUACAUGGAUCCAACAAAAACAGAUACUGGGAAAGGAACAGCUUUUCCUUUGUGGAUCCUGACUUGUUGUCAGCCAUACCAUCCAGAAGAUCCUGUGCCGAAGCCUGGGCAAUCUCCACCAAAUUCAGACGAGGAGGUCCCGCGCAAAGAAAAUGAUAUUCCUUCAACAACAUCUACUGCUACGGAUGUCCCUCCUGGUGACAGUAAAUUUCACUCGACACCUUCUCAUGAUACACCGUUGCCUUCCAAAUUUCAACCCCCUAUAGCACCUGACUCUGACUUACCACCUUCCUUUGGACCUGUUGAGGAAAUCGCAAACCCACCAGCUCCUCUACCUCCUGUAAGUCCUGAAGAAGCCGAAAAGAAUAAUUUACCAAUGUGGAUUUUCACUUGCUGUCAACCUGCUAGUAACAACAUCAAGCAUGCACCAAGAACAGGUACCAAGCUUCCAAUUGAAGAGAUCAAAUCUUCUUUAGCACCAUCGAAGGACUUACCAGUACCUCCUCAGACUCCUGUAUAUAAAUCUGAAACCGAGCUACCACCAGAACAGCAACCUCCUGCAGCACCUAAGAAAGAUAUCUCUCCACCAGAGACUCAACCUGUCAAAACACCUGGUUACGAAAAUCAAGUACCUACUGAUAAGAUACCUGAUCUAACAUCUGUAGAAGGAACAAGUUUUCCAUUAUGGUUCGUGAAUUGCUGCCAGCUUUCCAAGGAUAAAGCUAAAGCAAAGCCUUCGACGAAACCAGAUGAGCCAGUACUCUCGCUGGAGUCUAAACCUUCACAAACAAUGGAGGAUGGUACAGAAGUCCAAAAAGAUGACACAAAUCUUCUUUUAACACCAUCCGAUGCAGAUACAAUAUUACCUGUUAUUCCUCCACCUUCUACAAUAGUUGAAUCAGAACAACCAGUACCACCUAAAUCCAUAUAUCCCAAAAUUCCUGAUGAAGACGUACCACCACCACCUGAUCAACCAGAAGCUCCUUCAACUCCUCCGAAAGGAGACGUGAUCAUACAAGUGCCCGAUGUGCAUGAGCCUCAACCUUUAGUUACACAGCCCGGUGCAUCGACGUCUGAACCGCAACCUUUAACAGACAAUAAGACACCCCUCAUCAGACAACCAAGUGAACCACCAAGACCCGGAGCUGGUGUCGACAUAAUGAAAGCCAUUGUAUAUGGUGGUCUCCUAGAAUGCAUCACCAGCUUAAGCGUUAUUUCUUCUGCAGCCGGUGGAGAUGCGACCACUUUAAAUAUUGUAGCUUUGGGACUUGCCAACGUCUUUGGUGGAUUCAUUGUUCUUUUUCAUAACCUAAAGGAGCUAAAACAUGAACAAGGAACAGAGCGUUAUUCGGAGCAGCUAGGGAGGGCAGGGCACUUUGUGCUGCAUGCAUUUGUGUCCGUGUUAUCCUAUCUUGUUUUUGGUCUAAUGUCCCCGAUCAUAUAUGGGUUUACCUUUCGUAAGAGCGAUAACAAGGACUAUAAACUCGCAACACUCGCAGCUGCUUCACUUGUUUGCAUUACUAUCCUUUCUAUAGGGAAGGCAUACGUCCAAAAGUCUCCUAAGCCGUACUUUUCAACAGUCUUCAUUUAUGUAAGUAUGGGAUUUAUGGUCUCCGGGAUCACAUAUGUGGCUGGUGAUCUCAUUAACAUGCUACUUAAAAAACUCGGUGUGUUCGACUAUAGAGCUCCGCGUGUUCUUGGAGCCGGAGCAGUAAAUGGCGCAUGGUCGGCAUAUUGAUUUGUUUUCACAUAGAAUUUUUCCUCGUUUUCUUUUUUCCGUUUUCUUUUUUGUGGCUUUAUUUUGUAAUACUAUUGAUGAUCUUGGGAGAGGGUUUGGGAUGAAGUUUUAUGAUUCUUUGUAGCAUAAUUAUGGUUUUACAUAAUAAAAAGGGAUUGCUUGCUUGAGAAACUGUUAAGCAAAUUAUUGUUUCAUUUGCUAACAAUUUUAUAUGGAGGAAGACACAAUGUUUUAUGUUCGUUAUGUUAUGACUAUAUUAGGACUUUUGUGGCUCUCAAAUCAAUGCACCAAAAAAAGAAUUGAUUAGAUUGA